AUGGAUCUGAAUCCCCCGUUCGCGAUCCCUGACCGGAUCUCGUCUCUCAUGUCCCAAGGUCGCCGUCACGCUAUCCAUUUUCGCCAAGCUCGGUCGAUCAGCGCUGCCUCAAAGGUUUCCGCAAUUUCUCAGGCAUCAGUUGAAACGACGGUUUCGGAUUUCCUGGAGGCAAAAAUUGAAUCCCUUGCCAGUGAGAAAGACUACUUCAAAUGCGUGAAGGAGGGACUGGAUGAAGCCAGAACCACAGGUGCCCUAAACGAUACUGUCUUUCAAGAACAGCUAGGCCCUUGCCUAGAUCAGUUUCGUUCGAGUGCCAAAAAGCUCACUGUGUUGAAACGCCAGACGAGGAUGCUUGCAGACGAUCUAGAAGAAAACGUCGCGUUGAAGAAACAACGACACCAUGCAGUUCUCGAGGAAGGGCUCCUUGAAAGAGCCUAUCGGGACACGAUUGUCCCACGUGUUAUGGCAGCUUCGAAAUCUAAGAACCCAGGGCCCCCAUUUAAGCCUCAGGACUUUAAGAGAAAUGUCAAUCGAUUCUACGGUUUGGACAAAAUUUGUGAUCCAGGAGACUCGUACUGUCAUGUCCUUGGCAUCCACCUUGAUGCAGCGGCUGUUAAAGCAGCUCACAUCGUCCCAAAAAGCCUCAGCCCCGAAGAGGUGUCUUAUCUGUUUGGUGACGAGGAUAGAGAGCUUGUACGAGAUGACUGUCGGAACGCACUCUGCUUGCAUCGCAAAGUCGAAGAGCUCCUUGAUGAAGGAAUAAUUUCAAUAUUGCCCGUUCCUAAUGCUGUUGGUGAAUUCGAAACGCCUACUACUUGGAAAUGUGUCCUCCUUGACCUUCGGUCUCGAAAUAUGAGUGACACAAUCGUUCGAAAGCAGGAUGGAGAUUAUUAUCGUCUGAAGGAUCUUGAUAAUCGAGUAUUGACAUUCCUUUCUGACAACCGUCCGCGUCGGCGGUACUUAUACUUCCGAUUCCUAAUUUCUUACCUCAACGCCAAACGACUUAAUAUUGACUUUGCCCCCAGCAAAUUUGAUGUCAGAACAUUCUGGCCCUCGCAAGGACCCUACCUCCAUAAGUCAACUUUGAAGGCGUUGGCUCGCUGUGUUUCAGGAUGCGAAAUCCCUGAGCGGCUUGUUGAUGACAAUACUUUCGAUGAGCCAGCAGACAAUAGCGAAGCAGAAGAAGCUGGAAUGAUCCUAGGAUCGGAAUUGCGGCGCCUGCGCAGUGGACGAAUUGAGAAUACUGAAAGCGACAGCCUGCGGGACGCGGUUCUGGAGAGUCUGAAAAUCCUUUAG
Molecule: messenger RNA, 1296 nt
Organism: Penicillium pulvis
Lineage: Eukaryota; Fungi; Ascomycota; Eurotiomycetes; Eurotiales; Aspergillaceae
Product: HNH endonuclease signature motif containing protein
Exons: 2
Coding region: 1-1296 (431 amino acids)
Source: RefSeq, a predicted model, not a curated record